Molecule: messenger RNA, 2157 nt
Organism: Symbiodinium necroappetens
Lineage: Eukaryota; Dinophyceae; Suessiales; Symbiodiniaceae
Source: the annotation of a GenBank genome assembly
AUGGAUCCGCCAGAUCCGUCAACAUCGGCUGUGGCACCGAGUGUAGCUCAGUUUUUGCAGCAAGCGGGCAUCACAUCGCAAGAAGAAGUGGCCAAUCGAUUGUUGGCCAUGCAGCAACAGAUAGACACCCAAGCUCAACAGCAGCAGCAGUCGCAAGUGCAGCUCCGAGAAGCGGUUGUCAUGAUGCGAGCUUUGCAAGGUCAGCUCAGUGAUGCUAUGUCCAGAGUGCAAGCGGCAGAGCAGGUAGAUAGCAAGGGUGUUGGCCAGCCGUUCAAGUACAACGGUGGGGCCGAUCAAGACUGGAGUCACAAAGUCACCACGUACUUGAAGGCCAAGUUCGGCUUCGAAGUAGCAAAGGCUUUGAAGUGGGCAGUGCAGCAGCGAAAGACGAUUGUGGAACAUCUCCCAGGAGGAGCGCUUACCAGUGCAGAUGGCCGCCAGAUUGCGUUUGACCCUGUCUACGGAGAGCAGGCAGAUGAGAUGGAUCGCAUUCCCAAUCUUUCAAAGACCGUCGUUGGCAUCUACACGUACCUGAUUGCUUUUACAACAGGGGAUUCCAACAAGAUUGUGCACAAUGCCGGGUCCGAUGCCGGAUUGGAGGCCUGGCGACGGCUCCACAACGAGUACGACCCAACCUCGGCGAUGCGACGUGUCACGAUUUUGGGCUUGGUUCAGAAUCCACCCAAAUGCGAAAAGAUUGAGAACUUGGGCUCCGCACUUGAGGAUUGGUUGGCAAAGAAGCGGCAAUACGAGGUGAUGUUCCAUUCAGACGAGUAUGACAGCUUUGAAGAUCUCUAUGAUUUGAAGAUCUCUAUGAUCGUUUGGUGGCCUGAGCCUCAACGACAAGACACAAGGAAAGGGCCAAGGAGGAAAGAAGGGAAAAGGCAAGGAGGCUUCAGCGCAGUGGAGUGGGAGGAGCAGGAAGGAUGGGACCAAGAAGGAUGGGAUGGAUGGUGGUCCUCAUCGUGGAGUGAGCAGCCGGCGUCCGAACCGCCUGCCAAAGCUGAUCAGCAAGCAGGCGGCAUUGGAAGCUUAGACUUGAACCACCUCGCCAACGGAAAAAGGAGGAGUUUUGCAGCCUACGCUACGAAAGUUCACAAGCCAAUCGGCUCAGCUGCUGAGUUCAGCAGCGCCCAUGACUGUGUGUUGUGGGCGGAGGGUGGCUCUCUCAUUCCCAAGAACAGCGCGCUUGCAAUCGGACUUCGCAAAGAAUACUAUCGCUUGAAGGAGAUCCAUGGUGAAUGCGAUGAGCUCCCGCUCUACCGUGAAGGAGGCGUCUACUUCGUCUGGGGCCUCGGCCGCGGACGGUCGUCAGUCGGGAAACGCCCGGCAGGCGAAGGAGCUGUAAGGUGGAAGGUGGCAAAGCUCGUGAGAUAUCAUGUUUCACUGCGGCGUUCCCUUUUCUCGCCGCACCAAGCAAGCAACAUCCCGGUGAACAGAGAUCUCAUUUUGGGAUCCAGAACGACGGAGGCGAUCUUUGAGGACGGCUCUGUUGAGACGGUGGAGGAUGAUUGGUCCUGUGACAACAUUAUGAGGCUUAUGCAGCGCGAUGAGAGCAUUCGUGUCAAAGACGACCACAACAGGGUUCAGGAAGCAGCAGCCAAGCAGCCGCAAGAGGGGCACGGCAGAUAUCGCAAGCGUCAGGCGGAGAUGCCUGCAGAGAUGCUCCAAGCCAGAGUUUCGGGAUCUAUGCCUUCGGAUGUCAGAGCAGACCCGCCGCCGGAUCAGAUCGCAGUUGAGGCUUCGGCACAAGCGCCGGCGGAGUCGGAGCCAGUCUCAGCGGAGGAAUUUUUGAAGGAGGAAGCUGUAGACAUCGAUUCGGUGGUUGCUUACGAGGUCCUGGGUUCCGCGAUUGAGUCGGGACUCAACGCGGGCAAACAGUGGUGUUUAGACAAGGAGGAGGACAUAGCAGAGCUACAGCAGUUGAUUUCGGAUGAGCAGGAGCAGAACAGGAGCAAAGGUCUUUCUUACACGAGCAUCCGGCUGGCGCAGCAGGCUGGCAGGCUUUGCGGCGAGGUGCCUGUGACUCAACGACAGCUGGAGUUUGUUGAAGGCUUCGCCCUGUCACAGCAAAUGCAGCAGGAUGGAGAUCUCAGCGACUUGGACUUCAAGUACACGGGUCCUUUCUUCGCAGCCUACAUUCGAGGCCGACAAUGA